Penicillium verhagenii is the source of this 1605-nucleotide messenger RNA. RefSeq lists its product as uncharacterized. Gene Ontology annotation, molecular function: protein binding. Bases 1 to 1605 code for a protein of 534 amino acids. The transcript has 7 exons. The record is from RefSeq and is a predicted model, not a curated record. NCBI's taxonomy places the organism in Eukaryota, Fungi, Ascomycota, Eurotiomycetes, Eurotiales, Aspergillaceae.
AUGAGCCGUUUAUCUCUGUUGGUCUGGUGGCUGGCGGGUGUCGUCUUCGCAAACCAAAACAUAUCAGUCGUUUCGAAAAGAGAGGUGCUAUCGGAUUUAUCGGGUGGUUGGACCCGCAGUUACAAGUUUGGAGUGGGUAUUGCCAACAGCAUUCUUUACAUGGUGGGCUUGGACGGCGGUCUCAUCCCGGACGAUGGAGAUUCAGAUCACCAUUAUCUUGUCACACUUGAUCUGACAUCCUCAUUCUCGGUCAAUGACGGUUCAAAUUAUAAGAUGACUAUCGUGAACGAUACUGUGCCCGCUGUCAAAUACCAAGCCUUCUGGGCUAGUCAAGACAACUCGACCAUGUACAUGUAUGGUGGUUUGUUUGUAGGAAAUGUGUCUAAUGACAAUGGCAUUUGGACAUACACCCCAAACCAGAAGACAUGGCAGUCUCAGCAGGAGAGCAUCAUACCAACUAGACUAGUCAAUGGUGCCAAUACUAAUGCAGCUGCAAUCCAGGCUGCCUAUUGGGUAGGUGGUUACCAAGCAUCUGAUACAACAACUACAAUUACGGACUCCACAAUGAAUUAUGCAUCCGGGAUGAUCCAGUUGAACACCACCACUGGCAUAUAUACCUCUUUAGAAGCACCUUUUACCCCGGUUCAAGAUGGCUCGUUGAGUUAUAUUCCUGUCGGAGAGAUGGGCAUUUUGGUAUACAUUGGUGGAGAAGUUCCGUCAAUCCAAAGUGGAAUCAAUGCAACAUUGACUCCGAAUACAUGGGACUAUGUCCAAGUCUAUGAUAUUGCCACGGCUGAAUGGUAUAACCAGACUACUAGUGGCUCUGUGCCUUCGCGGACUCAGUAUUGCGCUUCUGUUCAGCAUGACGAAUCCUUAUCGACGUAUGAGAUCUUUGUUAUUAGUGGGGCCGACUUUGAGUCUGAGGAUGUGAUAACUGAUGUGUAUGAAUAUGUGACCUCUUACCUUUCCAUCCCAUCUUUCAAAUGGUACCAAGCCUCUCCCUUGGACCAAGGACGAAUGACAAUGGACUGUGCUACAUAUGGGACCCAGAUAUUUGCAGUCGGUGGGCGUAACGCGUGGUAUGUGGACAGCAGAGCUGGCACAUAUACCAUGCCGGCAUUCAUUUACGAUGCGGACUCUCAAUCUGUUCGAGACACCUUUGAUCCUACGAGAACUACGUAUGCGGUUUCUUCUUCAACAUACGACGAUAUCAAACUCUCUCCUUACCCUUCAAAAUGGGCCGCAAAAAGCCUCGAAGGCAUUUUCAAGACGAGCAGCACCAGCACAAGUUCUAGCCAGCCAAAAGUCUCAUCUUCAAAUUCAGCCUCUUCAAUCAAUACAGCAGUCAUUGUUGGCGGUGUCGUCGGCGGUGUCGUUGGUCUUGCUUUAAUCUUGGCGGCACUUUUCUACAUGUUCAAGAGAAGGAAGCAACACCAAAGAAAAAUAGACCUGGAUUCCAUGAAACGCAUGCCGGAGGUAAUUCAUCCCUCCAAAGGUGGGCAGAUAUCGGAGAUGGCAUCGAAUACCACAUUGGAGCUGGAACCAAAUACGAGAUUGGCCUGGGAGCUAGACCACCAGGCCCGGUAUGAGUUACCAGGAAAGUAA